This is a messenger RNA of Diaporthe citri, 699 nucleotides long. RefSeq lists its product as uncharacterized. The transcript has 6 exons. The record is from RefSeq and is a predicted model, not a curated record. Lineage: Eukaryota; Fungi; Ascomycota; Sordariomycetes; Diaporthales; Diaporthaceae. Bases 1 to 699 code for a protein of 232 amino acids.
AUGAACAGCUUGAUGGCCGCCUUGGAUGGGUCAGAGGAAAACGAGCCCAAACUAAAGAUUGUGAAAGCGCACGACACUGUUAAAUCACCGCUUGGGGUGCAACAUAGAUUUGCAGAGGCAAUGCGCUCAUACUCCGCUGGCGUCCUCAGGCAUGUUUUAGACGCGUCUUCUAACCAUGUACCAACCCUGGAAGAAAUAAUUCUGGUCCGACGAGAAUCGGCCGGUGUAUCACCGUUGUAUCAUCUGGUUGAAUAUGCGCACGACCUCAAUGUCCCCGAUGAGGUGUUCAAUGAUCCAGACAUUCGGGAACUCGAGGCUCUCGGGUCGGACAUGGUAUCUAUUACCAACGAUAUGCUGUCUUAUCGUAAGGAAGAAAAUGAGGGAGUACCUCACAACAUGGUGGCAUUAUGUCGUAUGAAUGGCAUGCCGGCCCAAGAGGCUUUUGACAUGGUAGGCGAGCUUCUUCAAGAACGUUACCGAAGAUGGGACGUUAUAGAGGGUCAUGUCCGCAGCUGGGGCGAGGAGGUCGAUGGACAGGUCCAAAGAUACAUCGAGGCCAUCAAAUGCGUGGUCAAAGCAAACUUAUACUGGAGCUUCGAGUCCGAGCGAUACCUAGGGCGUAGUUCAGUUGACGUUCGACGGACUAGGACAAUUCGUGUUCUUGCGAAUCCUGCAUUUCUGUCCAAGACCAAGAGUUGA